Messenger RNA from Odocoileus virginianus texanus, 1917 nucleotides. The record is from RefSeq and is a predicted model, not a curated record. Lineage: Eukaryota; Metazoa; Chordata; Mammalia; Artiodactyla; Cervidae.
UUCCUGACCCAGGGAUCGAACCCACGUCUCCUGCACUGCGGGCAGUUUCUUUACCCUCUGAGCCCCCAGGGUAUCCCUAACAACCUUAGUGGAUCACUGAUCAAACAGAACAAAGUGUGAGUCUGCAGCAGCCUAGUCUGAGGGUAGACAUAAGGCAGAACUUCCCACGUGCAGUUCGUAAGCAUUGAGACAAGUAGGGGCCCUGGGGUCCUUGGAAAGCGCAGGCCAGCCAGAGGACCCUCGCUCCUUCUCGCUCUGGCCUUCCAGGGAAGCUUAGACGAAGCAGCUCUUCUUGCACCCAAUCAAGUCUCAGAAGCUAUUUGUUUUUUUAAAUAUGUUAAUCGUGGUACCAACGGCCUAUGGAAAUCUGGCCUUCGGGGGCAGAAAUGGCAUGCCUGGAGAUAAUCUUUAACCCGUUUCCUGUCUCCCCGCCCCGCCUCCCGGCUUCAUUAGGACUGCAGCCGGAGCCCGAGCGAGCGGGCAGCCGCCGGCGAGGCCAUGGCCAACACCGCGGUGCAGCUCCUGGGCUUCCUCCUCUGCUUCCUGGGCCUGGCGGGCACGCUCAUCACCACCGUCCUGCCGCACUGGCGCCGCACGGCGCACGUGGGCACCAACAUCCUGACGGCCGUGUCCUACCUGAAGGGGCUGUGGAUGGAGUGCGUGUGGCACAGCACGGGCAUCUACCAGUGCCAGAUCUACCGCUCGCUGCUGGCGCUGCCCCGCGACCUGCAGGCGGCACGCGCGCUCAUGGUGGUGUCCUGCCUGCUGUCGGGUGCCGCGUGCGCCAGCGCCGUGGUGGGCAUGCAGUGCACGCGCUGCGCCAAGGGCACCCCGGCCAAGACGGCGUGCGCCGCGCUGGGCGGCGCGCUCUUCCUGCUGUCCGGCCUGCUCUGCCUGGUGGCCGUCUCCUGGACCACCCACGACGUGGUGCAGAACUUCUACAACCCGCUGCUGCCCAGCGGCAUGAAGUUCGAGAUCGGGCAGGCCCUCUACCUCGGCUUCAUCGCCUCGGCCCUGUCGCUCAUCGGCGGCACGCUGCUCUGCCUGGCCUGCCAGGAGGAGGCACCCACCCGGGCCCCGCCUCGGGCCGUCGCGAACCGGGCCGGGGCCCCCGCGCCUGCCUACCGGCCCCCCGACGCCUACAAGGACAAUCGGGCCCCCUCGGCCAUCUCGGCCUCGCACAGCGGGUAUAGGCUGAACGACUAUGUGUGAGUCCCCCCAGCUGGGGGUUGGGGGUGGCCUGUCCUCCCCCUGAACCCCACCCUCCGUCGCCCGGAGCGCGCCCCGCAACCCCCGAGAGGCUGCGAGGACCGAGCCUGCCCACCGAUGGAUUCAAGGCCCACGUGCACCAGGUUUACUUCUGGACUGCUUUCCUGUCCAAAGGCAUCAGGCUGAAGGACUGUGUGUGAAUCCCGCCCUGGGGGGGGGCCUGUUUCCCCACCCACCGUCAUCUGGAGCGCCCCCCCUCUCCACCGCACUAGAGGCUGUGAGGACCUAGCCUGCCCACUGAUGGAUUCAAGACCCACGUGCACCAGUUUACUGCACCAGGUGAUACUGCACCAGCAUCAUCAGGCUGAAGGAAUAUGUGUGAGUCCCCCCGGGGAAGGGGGGAGACACCCCCCGGGGUCUGGAAUGCCCUCCCCCCAAGAGGCUGCAAGGACCUAGCCUGCCCACUGAUGGAUUCAAGGCCCACCCCGCCACCCCCCAGCACCUGGUUUACUUCUGGACUGCUCUGGUGUCCAAAGGCAUCAUGUGAACCUGAGGAAAGGGGCUUAGAACCGCAGCGAAAGAGGGAAAUAAGAAGAGGAGAAAAGCUCUCCAUACCAAAGGCUUAAAAGUAAUCCUUGCUAGUUUUGUAUUUAUUCUAUGUAUUUAUGUGGUGGUUUAAUGACAGCUGAAUAAAACAGUGACUUGGGA